Messenger RNA from Boeremia exigua, 1127 nucleotides. RefSeq names its product OsmC/Ohr family. The transcript has a single exon. The record is from RefSeq and is a predicted model, not a curated record. NCBI's taxonomy places the organism in Eukaryota, Fungi, Ascomycota, Dothideomycetes, Pleosporales, Didymellaceae. Bases 283 to 891 code for a protein of 202 amino acids.
CGGGUAACUACCCCGACCUUCAUCAAUCGGCACCGAUCAUGUUAUUCGGGCUCACGGCGAAGAUGACAGGCUGGUCUUUCCGUACCUUCCUCUUUGAUGGCUCGCUCGAAAGGCGAGGCGGGGCAGCUGCAUAGCUUCCCUUUCCCCGCGGGGUACAUCUAGACCCCUGCCAUGCCUACGCCAUUGACUACGCGUGUAAAUUCAAAUCUCUAUCGCCCGUUUUCUCCAUCAACUGAUUUGACAUUGACCUAAUCUAUCUCAAAUCCCUUGUCCUCAUUCGCAAUGUCAGCCGCCCAAGCACUCCGCGAAAAGCAAGCUCCAAUUAAAGAGGGCUACCGUACCGACCCAUCCUCCGCUAUCGUGACCCUGAAAUCCACGGGCUCUCUCGACGCGUCCUCAAUCACAUGCAAACUCUCCACCGGUGCGGCAGUCAAAGAAGCCUCUCGAGUCGCCGGCCUGCACCCCAAAGCCGGCGGUGACGACUUCUCCAUCUCGGGUGAAUUGUGCUCAGGUGACAUGCUACUCGACGCGCUGGUCGCCUGCUCGGGCGUCACGCUCAAAGCCGUUGCGACUGCACUGGGGCUGCCGGUGCAGUCUGGCACGGUGACUGCCGAGGGCGAUCUGGACUUCAAGGGCACGAUGGGGGUGGAUCGGGCGGCGCCGGUAGGCAUCACUGGGAUUCGGUUGCAGUUCAAUAUCAAGUUCGGGACGAAGGAGGAUGGUUCUGAGGUCAAUGAGGAUGAACUUGAGAAACUGGGGAAGUUGACGGAGAGGUAUUGUGUUGUGCUGCAGACGCUGGUUAAGAAGCCGACGAUUGGUGUUGUGAUGAUCGGGAGUGGGAAGCAGGAAGAUGGGGUUGAAAAAGAGAUUAUGCACGGGAGUAAAUAUUAAGAGAAGCAGAACGGAAUGGUAUUGCAGAACUACUUCAAAACGCAGAACAAUCCUCUAAACACAUGUAAUACUCUAAACAGUUGAUGACACGCUUUUGGAUUUAAAAUCCGAGCGUUAGUUAUAUGACAGAAAUGAAGGAGGAUGGUUACAUACCUAAACAGUCUUCUAAACAUGGGUAGUCGUCUAAACAGUCUACAAUGCACUUUUGGCUCUAAUACAUUACUGUUAGAUAUGAA